Daldinia caldariorum is the source of this 474-nucleotide messenger RNA. RefSeq lists its product as uncharacterized. The record is from RefSeq and is a predicted model, not a curated record. Gene Ontology annotation, cellular component: plasma membrane. The coding region runs from base 1 to 474 and encodes 157 amino acids. NCBI's taxonomy places the organism in Eukaryota, Fungi, Ascomycota, Sordariomycetes, Xylariales, Hypoxylaceae. The transcript has 2 exons.
AUGAAAAUCCAGCUAAACCACAUCUACGUCGCCCUAGCGUUACUAUCAGGGUCCGCAUCAGCUGCUCGACGGGUAAAGUACGCGGGCUGUUUCGGCUCACCGACACACCUCAAGUUCAAUCGAGAAUCCAUAUACCAAUCCAUCGGCUUCUGCGCGAGCUGGUGCGAAAGCCGCGAAUACGCCGUGAUGGCUGUAACGAACAGAACUGCUUGUCUGUGUGGCUACCAUAUCCCUCCGGUUGAACUGGAGAAGCCGGAUUCGUUCUGCGACUUGCCUUGCCCUGGGUAUCCGAGGGAUACGUGUGGCGGCCGAGGGUAUUUUUCGGUUUUUCAUAUGGAACCGCCAGAGCCUGAACAGGUUCCUACUCGGGAGGCUUCGACGCAGACUAUCGAGCCGGUUGAGACAGGUAGCGCGCUCCCAACAGCCUCUGUUGGGAAUCGGCCCAUGCAAUUCGUAGGUUCACCAGAACUGUAG